CCGAGGCCAAAACAGCCUGAUCGUGCCCAUCGCCAUUAAAGAUUGUUUUAUUUUUUUUCUCUUUUUAAUAUAAAAAAAAUUCCAUAGGUAUCAAAGACAUACCAAAUAAUAGAGGAUGCAGAUCUUUGUGAAGACACUCACUGGCAAGACCAUCACUCUUGAGGUCGAAGCUUCUGACACAAUUGAAAAUGUCAAAGCCAAGAUCCAAGAUAAAGAGGGAAUUCCACCAGAUCAACAAAGAUUGAUAUUUGCUGGUAAACAAUUGGAAGAUGGACGUACAUUGUCUGAUUAUAAUAUCCAAAAAGAAUCAACACUUCAUUUGGUAUUGAGACUUCGUGGUGGUGCCAAGAAACGUAAGAAGAAGAAUUACUCUACUCCAAAAAAAAUCAAGCACAAGAAAAAGAAGGUCAAGCUUGCUGUUCUUAAAUUCUACAAGGUUGAUGAAAAUGGAAAGAUCCAUCGUCUUCGUCGUGAAUGCCCAUCAGAACAAUGUGGUGCUGGUGUCUUCAUGGCAGCCAUGGAAGAUCGUCACUACUGUGGCAAAUGUGGCUUCACACUUGUCUUCAACAAACCAGAAGAAGUUUAAUUAUUUAUGUAACAUUAAAUAAAUAAUAAACAAAAAUUUAUUUACAUAAAAAUAA
Messenger RNA from Aphidius gifuensis, 641 nucleotides. Its product is annotated as ubiquitin-40S ribosomal protein S27a-like. Gene Ontology annotation, biological process: protein ubiquitination; modification-dependent protein catabolic process; translation. Gene Ontology annotation, cellular component: ribosome; cytoplasm; nucleus. Gene Ontology annotation, molecular function: ubiquitin protein ligase binding; structural constituent of ribosome; protein tag activity. The record is from RefSeq and is a predicted model, not a curated record. NCBI's taxonomy places the organism in Eukaryota, Metazoa, Arthropoda, Insecta, Hymenoptera, Braconidae. Bases 116 to 586 code for a protein of 156 amino acids. The transcript has 3 exons.